AUGGCAAUCAAUCAACCGAAGCCUCCACGUAUCGUGUCCUCUCGUGCAAGCGCAGUUCUCAACACCUCGCCAGAGUCAAUGACAUGGGACGUCAAUCUUCUUGCUGCUUGGUUGCUACUCCUUCGUGAUUAUUACGGGGAGGAAACACCCGGAUUCAAGUUGCUCAGACCAACAAGCAGUGGAACUCUCGACUGGACUCAGAUACCCAAGGGUCUUAAAGCCCAGAGCAUAUCGAUGUCCAUCAAACCAGAAGACUCAGUGACUACGAUUCAACGUCUGGUAUCCGAGGAGUUUGAAAGAGAAAAUGAUGGCGACUCACCUGGAUUGACUUACCAUACCGGUGUUCUGACUCUACGAGAUGAUGAAGUCAAGAAUUUUGGGUCCCAACAGCAGAUACUCAAAAUCUUUGAGGGCCUGAAUUUGGAAUUGCUCUUGACUGUUGUUAAAUCAGGGAAAGAAUCUACGGUUAGCGUUUGGGGCAAUUCCUCCAGCCAGCGAGCAUUCAGUCCCUGCAGGGUGCUGAGAAGUUUCACACAAGUCUUUGAACGUGUUUCUUCUCAGCAGAGCACCCAGGUUGAUGAGAUUGAGUCAAUCACUGAUCUCGACAUUGAGAAGAUGCACUCCUUUAAUUUCAAGACAGACUGCAAGAAAGUCAAGGAUCCGGAGUGCCUCCAUGCUCUCAUCAACACACACUAUACGGAGCAUCCUGAAAAGAUUGCACUCUCGUCGACAGCAAAGGAUAUGACAUAUCAUGAACUUGGCCAGAUAUCAGCAGCAAUCGCACAUUUUCUUGGCAAGAGAGGUACCAGGCCAGGAGACGUGAUUGGAAUUUGCCUGGAGAAGUCUGUUUGGACAAUUGCUACAUUGCUCGGGGUUCUUCGCGCUGGGGCUGCAUAUGUUCCUAUGGACCCAUCCUACCCACCCAAUCGCGUCCGUCAAAUCAUUGAGCAAGCCGAUAUCCGUCGAAUAGUGGCAAACGAAACAAUACAAGAUAAACUCGGAGACAUCAAUGCAGAUAUCAUCUUUUUACCAACGAUCGAGGAUUUGGAAAUUCCGGACGACUGGACCAAAGAACUGGACAUGAGCGUCCACAAUCCAGCAUAUAUCAUCUUCACCUCUGGCAGCACCGGGAUUCCGAAAGGGGCUGUGCAGCAACACCAGGCGGUUUCAAUUAGCUUGAUUGAGUGCAUAGAGGCGUUUGGAGUUGACCGCUCGACUCGGUUCAUGCAAUUUUCCUCUCUAGCAUUUGACGCUAGUAUUAUGGAGCUGUGGUCACCUCUCGUUGCAGGAGGCUGUGUAUGCGUGCCUUCUGAGGAAGAAAGAAGCAGCGAUCUGGAGAUGACAAUGCGGUCACUCAAAGUGACAGAUGCGUGGCUCACAGCUGGACUCGCGAAGCAGCUACGACCAGAGAACUUACCCGACCUGAGAAGGCUUUCAGUGGGAGGCGAAGCCCUCUCUGAAGAUGUGUUAAGAACAUGGAGCGACAAAGUCCAAUUGAAUAACGUUUAUGGCACCACGGAGACUGGCGUCUGGGACACUAUGAAAAAUGCUAUGAAAGCGGGUGACAAUCCGAAUAAUAUUGGAAGAGGCAUCGGUAACGUCGCUUGUUGGAUCUCAGAUCCCUCCAACCCUCAAAGAUUGCGACCUGUUGGGGCAGAAGGAGAGCUGCUUAUUCAGAGCUCCUCCUUAGCCCUAGGCUAUUUGAAGGCCCCAGAACUCUCGGCCAGCGUUUUUCUCCAUCCGUCCUCUUUGAAGUGGGGGUCAUUGAUUCCCGCUUCAGAAGGAUCUCGGAUUUAUCGGACGGGUGAUAUGGCAAAAUUCAAUGCUGACGGAGAUAUCGUCUUUGUAGGACGACAGAGCGGGUUCAUCAAGAUACGAGGCCUGCGUGUAGAUCUGAGUGAGGUUGAGCACGCAAUCAACUCGGCGGAUUGCGCACGUCGCUCAGCCAUAGUGCUGCCUGAAGCUGGAGAAGGAGACGUUGAAAUGGUGGCCUUUGUCGAAACAACAGCCAACUACCAAUCCAGGCUCGUGGAUGAUAUGCACGAUCACUUGUCUGAAACUUUGCCAACAUACAUGAUCCCCAGCGUAUUCAUCCCGAUGGAAAAGCUGCCCCUGACAACCUCGGGAAAGCUGGAUCGACAGCGACUUCGAAGCGAUCUAUCAAGAAUGAGUCAGAAGAGUCUUCAAUCGUUUCGUAGAGGAGGUGGUGGUGGUGGCGGUGAUGGUGCAACGACAUUCUCGAAGAUACCAGCCACCAGGUCGGCGGCAAUCGAGAUCAGUUGCAUGGUUGCCGACCAACUCUCAAACAGAGACGAAGCCUACGCAAACUCACUUCGUGGAAAGAAUUUUCCCCUGGAGACUGUUGGCUUGUCGUCCAUGCGAUUGGCCUCUCUGACGACUUUGUUAAGGAAGAAGUUCAACAAGAAAAUCAAGAUUGGCGACUUGCGGCGGCAAGCAUUAACGGUGUGCGAUGUCGAAGACCUUGUCUCGGAGAAUAAACACGAGCACCCUGACGACAAUGAGGCACGAAAUCUGAUUGAUGAUCUCACUAAGCUCAAGCCCAAACUCCACUUCGGCUCUUCAAGGAGAAAGACUAUCUUUCUCACUUCGAUCACUGGCUUCUUGGGCAGUCAAAUUUUACGAUCUCUUCUUCAAAGCCCAGAAAUUGAGCAUAUCAUCGGCCUGGUACGAGCAAAGAGCAAAGAGGAGGCAAUGGAAAAGGUCGAACACCAAGCAAAGCUCGGGAAAUGGUGGAAAUCGGCGUUUCGCAAUCGCAUUGAAAUUUGGUUGGGUGACCUGAGCAAACCGCAAUUCGGCCUAGAAGUUUCCCAGAGGAGCCGACUUUGGGGAAGAGAUGACUAUAGACCAGUGGAUGGAAUCAUUCACAAUGGAGCCAGGGUCAACUGGAUGGAGAGUUACCAAGAACUGGAGUUGGUCAACGUUCACAGCACCAUUGAUAUUUUGUCUGGUCUUUCGGAAAUGGAGUCCCCCUGUCCACUGAUCUACAUCUCCGGUGGCUACAUGCCAAGUGAGCAUGAAUCGAUCUAUGAAAUUGCGCAAAAGCUCUCGAGCGCGCCAGGGUACGAUCAGACAAAGUUCGUGUCUGAAUUGCUCCUGGGAGAAUACAACAAGCACCUGGACAAAAGUAAACGACACGCCCCGAAAGCGCGAACGAUUAUUCCGGGCUUUAUUGUGGGAACACGCCAAGAGGGUAUCGCUCACCAAGAAGAUUUUCUGUGGAGACUCUCUUUCAGCAUUUCUCGCCUUCAAGCCGUGAGUAUGGAUCUUCUCACUCAUAUCAAUGUUGCUGGCGUGGAUCAAGUGUCCGAUCUCGUUUCGGAUGCCCUUCUACAACCAGACCGGUAUUCCACGACCACCAUCAAAUGUUACGAUGGAGUCAAUAUCUCGACACUCUGCAACAUUCUUGAAGACAAGCUGGACAUCCAGAUCAGGAAGGUCGAGCAUGCGGAGUGGAUGAGGAUCUUGCGGACUGACAUAGAUGAGGCGGACUUUGACCAUCCAUUUGCACCUGUGUUUGAAUGGUUGCAAUCAAACUCCCUGGGCACCCCAUCUCAAGGUUCCCUUUUCAAUGAAGAAGACAUCGUGAAAGCUCUGGAGAGAAGUGUGGAGUAUUUGAAAGGAACAGGGUACUUUUCGGAUGAGAAUCAUAGAUCGGGAACAAGAAAGGCUGAUAGAUUUACCCGGUCAUCCUGUUGA
This is a messenger RNA of Penicillium oxalicum, 3717 nucleotides long. RefSeq lists its product as uncharacterized. The coding region runs from base 1 to 3717 and encodes 1238 amino acids. The record is from RefSeq and is a predicted model, not a curated record. The transcript has a single exon. NCBI's taxonomy places the organism in Eukaryota, Fungi, Ascomycota, Eurotiomycetes, Eurotiales, Aspergillaceae.